Xiphias gladius (swordfish) is the source of this 601-nucleotide messenger RNA. RefSeq names its product myosin, light chain 1, alkali; skeletal, fast (gene myl1). Gene Ontology annotation, molecular function: calcium ion binding. Lineage: Eukaryota; Metazoa; Chordata; Actinopteri; Istiophoriformes; Xiphiidae. The coding region runs from base 1 to 585 and encodes 194 amino acids. The transcript has 6 exons. Gene Ontology annotation, cellular component: myosin II complex; contractile muscle fiber. The record is from RefSeq and is a predicted model, not a curated record.
AUGGCACCCAAGAAGGACCCUAAGGCUGCCGCCAAGAAGGCACCAGAACCUGCACCAGCACCAGCACCUGCACCGGCACCCGCGCCAGCCCCUCCUCCUAAACCUGCUGGCGUCGACCUGUCCGCCGUCAAGGUGGAAUUCACGCCAGACCAGAUUGAAGACUACAAGGAGGCCUUUGGUCUGUUCGACAGGGUGGGUGACAACAAGGUGGCUUACAACCAGAUCGCGGACAUGAUGCGCGCUCUGGGACAGAACCCCACCAACAAGGAGGUGAACAAAAUCCUGGGAAACCCCUCUGCUGAUGAAAUGGUCCACAAGAGAAUAGAGUUCGAGGCUUUCCUGCCCAUGCUCCAGUUCAUCAUCAACAGCCCAAACAAGGCCGGAUUCGAGGACUACGUUGAGGGUCUGCGCGUCUUCGACAAGGAGGGCAACGGCACAGUGAUGGGUGCUGAACUGCGUAUUGUCCUGUCAACACUGGGAGAGAAGAUGACUGAGGCUGAGAUUGAUGCUCUCAUGGCAGGACAGGAGGACGAGAAUGGCUGUGUCAACUAUGAGGCCUUUGUCAAGCACAUCAUGUCUGUGUAAGGACCCUGCCACUGCG